Dunckerocampus dactyliophorus (ringed pipefish) is the source of this 11350-nucleotide messenger RNA. Its product is annotated as metabotropic glutamate receptor 4-like. The transcript has 10 exons. Gene Ontology annotation, cellular component: membrane. Gene Ontology annotation, molecular function: adenylate cyclase inhibiting G protein-coupled glutamate receptor activity. NCBI's taxonomy places the organism in Eukaryota, Metazoa, Chordata, Actinopteri, Syngnathiformes, Syngnathidae. The record is from RefSeq and is a predicted model, not a curated record. Bases 1284 to 3962 code for a protein of 892 amino acids. Gene Ontology annotation, biological process: G protein-coupled glutamate receptor signaling pathway; regulation of synaptic transmission, glutamatergic.
ACGCUGUAGCACAGUGAUGCCUUUACUUGUUUGCAGAAGAUGCAUGAAGUACACGUCAGUUGAAGCUCACACAUACGCACGGAGAGAAAGAGAAAGAGAGAGACCAGAGUUUUUUCUCCCACUGAUUGGACUUGAUAUCUUCGUCAUGCUUUACGCACACGCACUCCCACAACGCGCAUCAUCUGCUGCGCACACCGGACAGCCAGCAGCACCUGCAACACCCCACACCGCGGGUAUCGGUCGGAUGGAUGCAACAAUUGAACUACCCACAAGUCGGGUUUAAUUAACCUCAGUAGAUAGCCAUUCCCCCACCCGCAGAAGAGGAUACCUGCAAACUCCACCGAAACUGCGUUGACCAAAACCAGGAUGUAAACGCUUGGCGCCGCUCUCGCCGAACAUCCAUUAAUCUGGCAUCAACACUUUGACGUUCAUGUGUGUCGGGGGUGCAGUUCGGCACAGAUAAGAGCUCCGUGGAGUGGUGCGUGGGGCAUCAAUCACGUGGCAUCGUCCAGCAGGGAACGCAAAGCUCGCCUCGUUUGUGCAGGCGCGCCUCUUUGCUUUGCAACGUGAUACCCCCCACUAAAAAAUCGGAUCCACCUACUUAUCAGCCACACCGUCCAAGCCACAUACAGUAAGUUGGAGACUUUUCAGCACCACUUUCCUCAUGGACAGCGCUCGUUUUCUGUGAAUUAAGAUGGACUUCAGCUCGGUGAAUUCCUUCUGGAUACUACACCAUGCAUGACUUCCCCGCACGCCACUGUAAGAUUCACUAAGGUGCAUUGUGAGGGUUUCUUUGAUGUGGGUCACUUCGGGUGGACGGAUCGUGGAAGGAAAAAACACAGGAAUUCACAGAGAAGCUUGCGGACCUAAGCACACCCGAGGGCUCUGACAUAUACCAAAUCCCUGCCAAGAGGGACGGCGAAGAUUAAAACUUGUGAUUGCGGCGGAGGGUGGACGAAAGAAUCGAAGGCAAAAAAAAACAAAAAACACAGCUUGUCUUUCACCUUUGUUCUUCCUGAUGCCCCAAGUGACGGAUCUCCAUAGGUAAGGGUGUGAGAAACAACAGACUUUGGUUCAGAUGAUGUAGUGAGGGAGUGGAGGAUUACAUCCUUUGAAAGAGCCAAGCUCAUAUUAGACAUUAACUGUCUGAGAGAGUGGAGACAUGCGAGGAAGCCGUUCCUGUGCCAACUGCUUGGAGAGCAAUUAACCCUCCGGCCAGCAUCAGCGAGUACCUGGCUUGUAUUUUGCAAUUGCGGAGGGUUUUGCUCAUACAGGCUGCCGUCAUGUUUCACCCCCCGCCUUGCAGAGCGGAUCGGACCGGCUGCCAGCGACACGGUGUUGUUCUCCUGUUGCUGCUCCUCGACAGCUCCCUGAAGGCCGCUCAGGCCGCCAAACCCAAAGGUCCGGGCCACACGCAUUUGAAUUCCAUCCGCAUUGACGGUGACAUAUCAUUAGGUGGGCUGUUCCCGGUGCACGCCAGGGGCCACGACGGAAAGCCAUGCGGGGAGCUGAAGAAGGAAAAGGGUAUUCACAGACUGGAGGCCAUGCUCUUCGCCCUGGACCGCAUCAAUAACGACAAUAACCUGCUGCCAAACAUUACGCUGGGGGCCCGAAUCCUGGACACCUGCUCGCGGGACACCCAUGCCUUGGAGCAGUCACUCACCUUCGUGCAGGCGCUGAUCGAAAAGGAUGGGACAGAUGUCAAAUGUCUUGGCGGAGGGGCGCCCAUCAUCACCAAACCAGAGAGGGUGGUGGGUGUCAUUGGGGCGUCUUCCAGCUCAGUUUCCAUCAUGGUGGCCAACAUACUGAGGCUUUUUAAGAUCCCGCAGGUGAGUUAUGCCUCCACGGCUCCAGAGCUCAGUGACAACACACGCUACGACUUCUUCUCCCGGGUGGUGCCCCCAGACACGUACCAGGCACAGGCCAUGGUGGACAUUGUCAAAGCUAUGAGGUGGAACUACGUCUCCACAGUGGCCUCUGAGGGGAACUACGGAGAAAGCGGCGUUGAUGCAUUCAUUCAGAAGUCCCGCGAGGAUGGGGGCGUAUGCAUCUCCCAGUCCGUGAAGAUUCCCCGUGAGCCCAAGCAGGGCGAGUUCGACAAGGUGAUCCGACGACUCCGCGAGAAUCCCAACGCACGAGUGGUCAUUAUUUUUGCCAACGAAGAUGAUAUCAGGCGGCUGCUGGAUGCUGCUAAAAAGGCCAACCAGACGGGUCAUUUCAUCUGGGUGGGCUCGGACAGCUGGGGCUCCAAGAUCUCACCUGUUCUGCAUCAAGAGGAGAUGGCAGAAGGGGCGGUCACCAUCCUGCCCAAGCGCCAGUCCAUCAAAGGCUUUGAUCGUUAUUUCAUCAGCCGAACACUGGAAAACAACAGACGGAAUAUCUGGUUUGCAGAAUUCUGGGAGAACAAUUUCAGCUGCAAACUGAGCCGUCAUGCCUUGAAGAAAGGGUCCGGACUCAAAAAGUGCACAAAUCAGGAGCGUAUCGGCAAAGACUCGAAUUACGAGCAGGAGGGCAAAGUGCAGUUCGUCAUCGAUGCCGUCUACGCCAUGGCUCAUGCGCUACACAACAUGCACCAGGAGCUCUGCCCAGGCAAGGUGGGCCUCUGUUCCAAAAUGGACCCCAUCAACGGCACGCACCUGCUCAAGCACAUACGCCGCCUCAACUUUAAAGGUAUCGCAGGAAACCCGGUGCUCUUCAAUGAAAAUGGUGACGCUCCCGGUCGCUACGAGAUCUACCAGUACCAGAUUCGCAACCAAACAGCGGAAUACAAAAUCAUCGGUCACUGGACGGAUCAACUUCAUCUGAAUGUUCGUUCAAUGCAGUGGCCCGGCAUCGUCCACCAGAUCCCUUCAUCCAUCUGCAGCCCGCCCUGUCGUGCUGGUGAGCGCAAGAAGAUUGUCAAGGGCAUCCCUUGCUGCUGGCACUGCGAGCGAUGCGACGGCUAUCAGUACCAGGCCGACACUUUCACGUGCAAGAUGUGCCGCUUCGACCUGCGGCCCAAUGAGAACCACACAGGCUGUGUUUCGAUCCCCAUCGUUAAGUUGGAGUGGAGCUCUCCGUGGGCGGUGAUCCCCGUGCUCAUUGCUGUGGUUGGCAUCAUGGCCACUCUCUUUGUGGUGGUCACCUUCAUUCGCUACAACGACACCCCCAUCGUGAAAGCGUCGGGGCGAGAGCUAAGCUACGUGCUACUGACCGGCAUCUUCCUCUGCUACGCCACCACCUUCCUAAUGAUUUCCACUCCUGAUGUGGGAAUCUGCUCCCUACGGAGGAUCUUUCUGGGUUUGGGCAUGAGCAUCAGCUACGCCGCCCUGCUCACCAAAACCAACCGCAUUUACCGCAUCUUUGACCAAGGCACCAUGUCUUUGAGCGCUCCCAGAUUCAUCUCCCCGGCAUCGCAGCUCAUCAUCACGUUCACCCUGGCAUCGGUGCAGCUGCUGGGUGUGUGCAUCUGGUUUGGCGUGGAUCCCUCUAAGGCCAUCAUUGAUUACGAGGAUCAGAGGACGUCUAAUCCGUCUCUGGCCCGCGGCGUGCUCAAGUGUGACAUCUCUGACCUCUCCCUCAUCUGCCUGCUGGGCUACAGCAUGCUGCUAAUGGUCACCUGUACGGUCUAUGCCAUUAAAACCAGAGGGGUACCAGAGACCUUCAAUGAGGCCAAACCCAUUGGUUUUACCAUGUAUACCACUUGCAUUAUCUGGCUCGCCUUCAUCCCCAUCUUCUUUGGCACCUCGCAGUCAACAGAAAAGGUCUUGGGGGCAGCAGUCUCAGCAGGGAAGCCCAGACUUCACGGUCCGCGGCCACCUCUUCCAGUUCCACCGGGUGGACACCUAGGCAUUCCCAGGCCAGCUGUGAGACAUAAUCCCUCCAGCAUGUCCUACGUCUGCCCCGGGGCCUGCUACCGGCUGGGCAUGCCCGGAACAUCUCACCAGGGAGGUGUCCGGGAGGCAUCCGGACAAGAUGCCUGAGCCACCUCAACUGGCUCCUCUCGAUGUGAAGGAGCAGCUGGCGAGGGGCUCUACCCUGAGCCCUUCUCGGAUGACUGAGCUCCUCCUCACCUUAUCUCUUAGGGUGAGUCCAGCCACACAAUGGAGGAAAUUAACAUUAUUAAAGGUGACAAUGGGCAGCCUUGGCGGAGGCCAAUGUUCACCGGAAACAGGCUCGACUUACUGCUGGUAAUGCGGACCAGGCUCCUGCUCCAUUCAUACAAGGACCAAAUGGCACAUAGUAGCACGCCACCAAUCCCGUACUCCUGGAGCACCCCCCACAGGACAUGGUCUAAUGCCUUUUCCAAGUCUACACAGCACAUGUAGAUUUGUUGGGCAAACUCCCAUGUACCCUCCAGUACCCUCAGAAGCGUGUAGAGCUGGUCCAGUGUUCCGCGAGCGAGACAAAAAUCACAUUGUACCUCCUGUAGCCAAGGUUCGCUUAACAGUCGUACCUUUCGCUCCAGCACCGUGGAAUAUACUUUCCCAGGGAGGCUGAGGAGUGUGAUCCCCUAUAGUUGGAACACACCCUCCAGUCACCCUUCUUGAAAAGGGGGACCAUGACUCAGGUCUGCCAAUCCAGAGGUACUGUUCCCAACUUCCAUGCAAUGUUGAAGAGACGUGUCAGCAAAAAGACAGUCCCUCAACAUCCAGAGCCUUGAGGAAUUCAGGGCGAAACUCGUCCAACCCCAGAGCUUUGCCACUGGGGAGUGUUUUGACUACCCUAGAUAUGGUGGAACUGUCUGCGUUCGUGUCCUUGGACUCCGCUUCCUCUAUGGAAGAUAUGUCAGUGGGAUUGACAAGGGCCUCAAAGUAUUCUUUCCACCGUCCGACUAUAUCCUCAGUCGAGGUCAGCAAGCUUCCGUCCCCACUGUGGACCGGGGACGGUCGAGAGGAGCCAAUGUGAGGAUACUGCUUCCCCUUUCUGAGGUGUCGGACGGUUUUCCAAAACCUCUUUGAGGCCGGCCGAAAGUCGUGCCACCGAACUCCUCCCGCACCCAAGUUUUUGCCUUGCCGAAGCCGCGUGCCGCUUCGCCUGGCGGUACCUGUCAGCUGCUUCAGGAGUCCCACAAGCCAUCCAUGCUCGAUAGGACUCCUUCUUCAGCUUCACGGCAGCCCGGACCUCUGGUGUCCACCACUGGGUCUGGGACUUGCUGCCACGACUGGCACCAACCACCCAGCUCCGAUCAGCUGCCUCAGCAAUGGGGGCAUGGAGGCGCUGUAUGUAUGUUUGCCAGCAAAAUACGACAUGAUCGCCACGCUCCUGCAUGCAAUGAUGGAAACAUGGACACUACUAAGCUUCACUACUCAUGUAUGGACAUGUGAUAUUAGCCCUUUUAGCUUGCUAGGUCUGACAGCGAGUUUUGUUUGUUUGAAAAAAUAAACAUUUUUAUUAUCAGGACUGUUCUUGAUUUUUUACUUUUAUAUUUUGUUUAAUAGUAGUGAUGUCAUAUUUGGUUAGGACAAAUCUACAUGUACAGUUUGUCUAACCCACCUUUGAGUUUCUUCCUUCCUGGUGUACACAAAUUUAAAAAAUCUAAAAAAAAAAAAAAAAAAAGCUAUAAAUAAGUUAUACGUUAUUGCAUUGGCAUCAGUCUUGAGAAGCAGAAAGUUAUCGUAUCAGUUUGAAAAAAAUCUAUCAUGCAUCCCUAGUUUUGUGUUUUUAGAACAGCAUGGUAGGCCGGUGUCCUGACCAGCCAUGCGCCCUCAUCGGGUCGUGCGACCCAGAGCUACUGCACAUGCAUAUAACAAGGAAACCUGUUUUAAAUGUUCAAAAUUUGCAUCCCUUUGAAGGAGUUGUUCAUGCCAGUCUUUCCACUAAAUAAAGCCAUAAUGGUGUUAUAUUUUUAUAUAUUAUAUGUGUUUUUUAUAUAAUAUACAUGUUUAACACUACAACCUAUUAAACCAUAAAAUUUGCGAGGUUAUGAUAUUAAUUUGAUUGUGUCAGAAAUGUACUUACAGUAUAUAGUGUUGUCGACUCACACAUUAGUCAGAUAGGUGCAUAUCUGGGUCAAAGCCACACUAAGGGACGCACAACUCGACAUGGGCGCAUGGUUCAGGAGAACACUGGAUCCAAUACUCUUGGGGGUCAUAUAUGGCCCAUGUGCCGUAGGUUGACCACCCAGUCAUAAAGCCAUAACUAUGGUCCUGCACACAGUGUUGUAUGAUUUGUGUGUGGUAAAAAGCUCCGCAACUAUGACAUCCCACUCCAGAUGUUCCAAAGGCCCUGCUCCAUCUACCUGCUUUCAGCCCCCCCAGCUCUUCCAUUUCUCUCUCUGUUACUAUUUCCAGUGCAACUAAAAGCAGCAUUAUUCACAGUAAUGUCCCACAGGCCCAAUAAGGCGUAAUGAAGAUUGAUGCUGGAGCGCAAAGAGAGCAGAGCGACAUCUUGAGUUUCGGAAAAGGCGGUUGUUGCGCUCAUUAGAGUCGUGGCACAGGAAGAAGCCCUAAGGGGUCUUAGCCACUAACCCCACCCUCACCCUCCCGGGUCCUCCAGUCACGGGUGAAAAGUCCAUUAAAGCAAUCAAGGCUAAAGGACUGUGAUCUUUACAGUAUAAAUUACGUUGUUCAAAUGAAACUCUAUUAUUGAAUCACCAGAGGCUUCUAUUUGUUUAUUAGCUUAAUUACAGCGCAGUUAUAGAGAACUUCAUGCAAAACCCCCACCAUACUCUCCCUGAAGCACAUUACCAUAGCAACAAAAUGAAACAAGACAGUAGGAUGGGUAAAUCCUCCAGUUUAAAAUAAUUUGAUGGUUUUUGCAUCUGAAAGCAGAUGCUCUCUAGAGUCCCUGUUAAAAAGAGAAUCUGUUUACAAUUCUCAACUCUCAAAUUAACUGCAAAUUACCAUUGAUCACAGGCACUUUCACUUUGUUGUGCUUUGCAAAUGAGGGGAUUUCAAAGACUUCUCUUUUCAAUUUGUCACUAUUGUCAUUAUUCUCAUCAUCAAUAAUAAUAAAAAUACAAUAGAAAUAUAUCAUAAAAUUACCUCAAAGCAGUUUCCAUUAAAACUCACAUAAGCAAUAAGCUCAAUUAAAUUCUGAAGAGGAAGUGAUCCUGAGUGAUUAUUAAUAAGCAAGUCAACAUGUGCCUCAAGUAACCUUUUGCAAUUACAUUUCACACCGUGGCGCUAUAUGUAAAUGAACGUGUACAUUAUUUAUGUUGUUUUCCAGGAAGUCUGGAGGUAACAAUGUAGUAACCUUGCAAUGCAGUCAAGAAAGUUGUUGAAUACAGGUAGAGGUGUGACCAAACGAAAAAACAGGCAAGAGCAUCUCCUUUUGGUCUGAGGCAUUAUUGAGCAGAUUCCUAGUCAAUAGGAUUCUUGCUGACAAUUUGAGAAUCAAUCACACAAUGAAAGGUAAUAUGCAGUGAUUUGACCUUUGGUUCCAAGUCACCUUGCCUCAUCAUUCAAAUCAAUGUCAAACUCAAUAGUCAUGUCUGACGAGUGAAGACAGCAGAGUCAUGACAUGAGGAGAUUACUGUUUUCAAAUCAAAUAUAUUCAAUGAAAUACAGUAAGUGUGCUAAUUAUAGCCGGGUGUUUAUUUACUCAAAGGAAAAUCCACCUUUUAAAAAAAAAAAAUUCCCCAUCGUCCACAAUCUCUAUGUGAGAAAAGAACACACGUCUUUCCCUUUCCUGUGCGCUCUAGUAGCCGCCUCGUGCUGGCGGUUUUUCACUAACAAUGCAGGUAAUGGGGAUUCACCUGUUCUGCUUAUAAAGCCCUCUAAAAAAACCUCCAAAAACCAAACAAUGCUCCAUUUACAUGUUCCAUAUUAACCAAGCCAUAGCGACAUUGUUAUUGUAGGAGCUAACACUGAGAAACUACUUUUCAUAGUGGCUAUGUGCUCCAUGUAUCAAACUCAAUAGACUUACUGAAUGGACAGUUGUCUGUCUGGUCCAGCUGGCUUGGGGUGACUUUUCCAGUUGAUUAUGGGCAGGUGGAAAAAAUGUUGUACCACUGCAGGGUUUGUUAGCGCUAACAAUUCCUUGUUUGUUGUGAUGCAGUCUCUUGGAGCAGUGUCCUCCUCGCCAGAUACAUGAAGCCUUUCCAUCGAUGGUAACAUUGCGUGCUACUUAGUGCAGCAGAAACAACAGAUUUCUGUUUGCAUGGCUUGGAAAGCGCCACAUUUAUGCCACCAAGUCAUGGUGGUCUUGGCUCUUUCAGCCCCGUCUGCUCUGACAUUUCAUCCUCUCUUCUUUUCCACUCAGCUUCUAAAACCUGUAGCUCAUCCUCAAUAUAUUCAGGCUCAGCAAGAUAAGGUUGUGGAUCCUCAUUUGACCCAAAGUAGUGGUGGGCGGCGGCUCUCAUGAAGUCUGCCAUGGUUAGUGUUAGCAAACACACAACGUGCUCUCUCUAUGCCGUUGUUGUUGAUGGAAGUAGCGUUAGUAGUUAUGCGCUCUGUGAAAUCAGUGCGCCCAGGAAAUAAGUUCCGGUGAUGCUUAAAAUGACCAAAAUACUGUAAGUUAUACUGUGAGUGACAUGUUAGCAUGAAUGUCCCUGUUACUACAUGGUUAUGGCAUGUAUAUAAAAUGCUGUUGGAAAUUUUUGGCUGUUUUUUUAGAGGGCUUUGUAGGCGGAAUAGGUGAGUCACAAUUACGUCCAUUCUUAGUAAAAAGCUGCCAGCACGAAGCAGCAAUCUAGAACGGACAGAAAAGAGAAAGACGUGUUCUUGUCUCACAUAGGGAUAAUCAUUUGGAGUGCAUGAGAAAGUGAGAAAGGAAAAUGUAGCUCUCUCUGACCAAAUGAUCAUUCAUGAACAAGUACAUUGCUAAGCACAGCAGCAACAAAACCAGUGUUGUAAAAGUGGUAAAGAGUAAAGUGAUGACUUUAUUGUAAACAACAAUACAGUGCAACAUCACAUCAGCAGCUGUUUAGUGCAACCGGCAUUUUAAAAUGCAUGCAGGGGUAGAUGCUGACCGCUCAUGAUAUUUCAAAUGCAACUACUGCCGUCUUAGAGAGGAGUUCCUGAAAACUACAUCAGCUGUUGCAGCCAAUGUUUUCUGACCCAAUGCUAAUUAGAAACCCUGGCGGUUAUUUGCGUUUGCAGAUCACGUCCCUGGCAACUAUAGGAGACUCGGUGGUUAAGUGAAUAGAGGCGCUAAUAGGAGCAUUUACAGUAUAGCUAUUUGGAGGUUCCACUGUAUCAGUGUAUUGUGAAUAGAAUGCUGUGGGUUUCUUUGAAGCUGGCUAGUGAGAAAUAAUCGUUUGUGUUUAUCACAGUAACAGCCUGAGUUCAACAGUGAGUCUGUCCCUAAGGCAUCAGUGAUGCAGGAGCAAUGAGGUCCACUAGCUAUCCCUCUGCACAGCUGUCAGGGGAGCACUGCAGCUGUUUCUCCACCAUCCACUCCUCCUCCACAGUGCCACCAGUCACAUGUGCUACCAGGCCUGGCUGGCCGAGAUGACACAUGCACGGCCGCUCUGCUGCAAAAGCACAGCGGAGAGUCGCUAACCAUAACAAAACAAACGAGACAUACAGCAGAGGUCACAUCUGCGAGGGUUAAAUGUUACACUGCUUUGAUGAAGAGGAGUUGGAGGGUUCACACACUAGGAGGGAGGAGGAGGAGCUGCUACUUUAAAGGCGAAAUGUGAUAAAAUAUUUACACUUUCUGGUACAAAGACUACAUAUGCACACAAGCCACUUUCAUUGCACCCAUUUUCCAAGCAUGCUGGACACUAACAACAUUUACAUUCAAAACAUAUAAGACAGUUUGCAUGUUAUAUUAUCUGCACUUACUUAAUUGUUCAAUACCAUUUGCUUAGUACCUUAUAGUAUAUUGGGGUUGUCAGUAACAAUGCAUUUUUGGUUUUCAACUAAAGGUACAAAAUAUGGACCAUCUUGAGACAAUAAAAGAUAAUAUGGAAAAUCAAUUAAGAAAGAGGGCCACCAUCCAACUGGUGGCCAGCAGGGCAGCUGUGUGGCUUUUCCAAGUGUCUUUUGUUUAUACCAUAUAAAUGCAAUGUUUUUGCAGUAGUCCUUAAAGGGAUAGUUCGGAUUUUUUGACAUGAAGUUGUAUGACAUCCCCAUCAGCAGUAGUCCAGCAACAGCGACUUACCCCCCACUUAGUCCAGUUCUGGGCGGAUUUUGGUGAUGAAGAACGUAGUUCCACUUCCGACAUUUCAGUAGAGUCACAAAAUAAUAUGUGUUCAAAAGAGUAAUACAUUUGCAUCACAAAAAUGCCUUCUCAAAAAAAUGUGACCUCACAAAACGCUCGGCGUCAUAUUUGUCUCCCGCCGUACUUUCGCCAGUGCAUUCAUGUGUGUGUGAUGCUUUUUUGAGAAGGCAUUUUGGUGAUGCAAAUGUAUUACUCUUUCGAAUGCAUAUUGUUUUGAGAAUCCAAACUCUUUACUUAAAUGUCCCCAGCAACUAAGCGGAAUUCCGUUCUUCAUCACCAAAAUACGACCAGAACUGGAUUUAGGAGACCAAGUGGGGGGUAAGUCUCAGUGCUGGACGACACUGCUGAUUGGGAUGUCAUACAACUUCAUGUGAAAAAAUUCAAACUAUCCUUUUAAAAGUGCUAUCCCCCUUUGGCCCCAAACAUUCAAAAACCGUGUGUAGUAUUUCUGAAUAAAAUAAUGGGCCAUAUUUCCAAACUUGAUAUGCCUUUACUGUAUAUAAAAUUGUGUGUACUUAUCGUUACAGUUGUUGUUGUAGUUGCGUAUUGGAUUUCUUACCACAAAGAGAUUUACAUCCCUAAACUUUUUUUCAUCAUCAUUCAUUAAAUGUGAUUAAUUAUGAGUUAACUAUGGACAAAAUGCUAUUAACCAUGAUUAAAUAUUUUAAUCGAUUGACAGCCAGAAAAAAAAAUACAUCAGAAGGUUGCUGGCAGCCACUAUUGUUCAUGCCAAUGUUUUUUUAAAUUAUUAUAAUAAUUAAUAAUAAAUCUAAUUAUAGGCCCAGGCCGUUAUUUGCUUUUAUAGACUACUCACUCAGCGGCUAUACGAGAAUACACAAUCUAUGUUAAGGACAGGACAGCCACUCCUGAAGGGAUACAAGUCCAGCCCCUGGUCCUUUGCUUUCUGAAAAUGGGACCCUCUAAACAUUUUAGGUAAAUAGCCCUAGACAAUGCAGCAUUUAGCAAACAUUGCUUUACAUUUUGAUGUAAAGUAGUUUCUCUUUUAUCUGCCUUCUUGCUGCUGUAGCCAGAAUACAAUCCAUUUUAUGGUGAAUUGUUACCAAACAGGCUAGCAGGGACUGGUUUGACUUCCAUUCAUCGCAGCAGAAAGUACGACAGCUUGGCCAACUAACGGGUCAUUGGCUGCACUAAUGACAAUCAUACACAGCAGCUGUCACAUGCACCUUGCAGAAACAUUCACAAUGUAUACGCCAAAGGAGCUAAAAGGUUAAUGUGUGUUUGUGUUUGUUGUUGUUGUUGU